AUGUCUCCCAAAACGCUCAACGACCUGAAGCGGAAGGACCUCCUACAGUCUAAAGGCUACAUCAACGAAGAAUGGGUCGACGCAGCCUCCGGCAAGACUUUCGAUGUCUACGAUCCCGCCACCCUCGACAAGAUCGCAACACUCCCUGAAAUGGGAGCGGCGGAUGUCGACAAAGCAGUCGCGGCCGCACACGCAGCGUUCCAAACUUUUAAGAAGACCAGUGCCCGCCAACGAGCCAGGUGGCUCCGGAAAUGGUCUGACCUAUGUCUCGAACAUAUUGACGAUCUAGCCCUGAUCUUGACUCUGGAGAACGGUAAGACUCUAGCUGAAGCCAAAGGCGAAGUCACCUACGGCGCCUCAUUCCUGGAAUGGUUCGCCGGAGAAGCAGAGCGUGUGCACGGCGAAGUCGUCCCAACCGCAAACCUCAAUCAACGGAUCUUGACCUUCAAGCAGCCUAUCGGCGUUGCAGCUUGUCUAGCUCCUUGGAAUUUCCCUAUUGCUAUGAUCACAAGAAAGGCCGGUGCAGCACUUGCCGCCGGCUGCACAACUGUCUGGAAGCCUGCAGGAGAGACUCCCCUAAGUUCACUUGCCCAAGCUGUCCUCGCGCAAGAAGCAGGCUUCCCCAAGGGCUCAGUCAACGUCAUCACGACACUCAACACGGUCCAAGAGGUCGGCGAUGCCCUGUGCAAAAGCAAGUUCGUCCGUAAAUUGAGCUUCACCGGCAGUACUCGGGUCGGAAAACUUCUCGCCAAGCAAUGCAGCGACAGCCUAAAGAAGCUGUCUCUCGAGCUCGGCGGCAACAGUCCCUUCAUCGUGUUUGACGAUGCGAAACUCGAGACUGCAGUCGAAGCUUGUAUCAUGGCCAAGUUCAGAAACUCGGGUCAGACCUGCGUGACGGCAAACCGCAUUUUCGUGCAGAGUGGCAUAUAUGACAAGUUCGCAGAUGCUUUGACAGCAAAAGUCAAGUCUCUAAAGGUUGGGCCUGGUGUUGAGGACGGUGUGUUUGUCGGACCAUUGACGCAUGAGCGUGCGGUAGAAAAGGCAAUGAACCAUAUCAACGAUGCUAAAAAGCACGGCGGACAAGUCGUGCUCGGUGGAGCGCCCAUGAAAGAUCUCAAGGGGUAUUUUCUGCAACCCACUGUCAUCAAGAACAUGAAGCGAGAGAUGAUAACAACCCGAGAGGAGACUUUCGCUCCGGUGGUCGGCCUGUACGAGUUUGAGACCGAAGAGGAAGCCCUUGAUAUGGCCAACGACUGCGACGUCGGCCUCGGUAGCUUCAUCAUAACGGAGAACAUGGCUCGAGCAUGGCGUGUGACCGAAGCUCUGGAAGUGGGCAUGGUUGGCGUCAAUCUCGGCCUCCUGAGUGCGUGCGAGAAUCCGUUUGGGGGAGUGAAGGAAAGCGGCUAUGGUCGAGAAGGUGGUCGUCAGGGCAUCGAGGAGUAUCUCGUCGUCAAGAGUAUGUUUAUCAAUGUUGCAAAUUAG
This is a messenger RNA of Exophiala viscosa, 1482 nucleotides long. Its product is annotated as succinate-semialdehyde dehydrogenase. Gene Ontology annotation, cellular component: cytoplasm. NCBI's taxonomy places the organism in Eukaryota, Fungi, Ascomycota, Eurotiomycetes, Chaetothyriales, Herpotrichiellaceae. The record is from RefSeq and is a predicted model, not a curated record. Gene Ontology annotation, molecular function: succinate-semialdehyde dehydrogenase (NAD+) activity. Gene Ontology annotation, biological process: GABA catabolic process. The transcript has 2 exons. The coding region runs from base 1 to 1482 and encodes 493 amino acids.